Messenger RNA from Colletotrichum orchidophilum, 1431 nucleotides. RefSeq names its product ammonium transporter. Gene Ontology annotation, molecular function: ammonium channel activity. Bases 1 to 1431 code for a protein of 476 amino acids. Lineage: Eukaryota; Fungi; Ascomycota; Sordariomycetes; Glomerellales; Glomerellaceae. The transcript is spliced from 5 exons. Gene Ontology annotation, biological process: ammonium transmembrane transport. The record is from RefSeq and is a predicted model, not a curated record. Gene Ontology annotation, cellular component: plasma membrane.
AUGGCGGAGGUCAUCCCUGUGACCGAGUUCCCCGACUACGCUACCGACCCAACGGGCGGCAACCCAAUCACUCAUGACCUCAACGCACCUUACGACAAGGGUGAUCUCUGCUGGAUGCUGAUAUGCACGAUCCUAUGCUGGCAGAUCACGCCGGCCAUUGGCUUCCUCUACGCCGGAAUGCACCGCAGGAAAUCAGCCAUGACGAUGGUUCUGCAGUCGCUCUUUUGUGCAUGCGCCUGCGGUCUACAAUACUGGAUAUACGGUGCAUCGCUCUACCAGGCACGCACGACGAACCCCAUCCUCGGAGACCUUUCCCACGCGGCAUUCCACAACCUCUUGGCUUCUCCGUCCUUUGCGAACAAGGACAUCCCGGACAUAUUGUAUGCUGCCUUUGGCUUCACUUUUGUCACGGCCACGGCAAUGAUUCUAGCCGGCGCUAUGCUCGAGCGCGGUCGUCUCUGGCCUAGCAUGCUUUUUCUUCUGUGCUGGAACACCUUUGUCUACUACAUCCUGGCAUAUUGGGAGUGGAAUCCUAGCGGCUGGCUCUACAACCUGGGCCUUUACGAUUUCGCAGGGUCCGGUCCAGUUCACAUCGCCAGUGGCUUCGGGGCCCUCGCUUGGUCAAUAAUGCUGGGUCCCCGUAUCGACGACAGCACUUCCACAAGAAAGAGACAUGUCCCCCACUUCAGGGGCCAUAACCCCUUAUUGAUGACUCUGGGCACUGUCCUCAUCUGGUUCGGAUGGUUCGCUUUCAACGGAGGCAGCACGGCCAACCUCAGCUUGCGUUCCAUCUACGUCGUCGUGAACACCAACUUUGCUGCCUGCGGCGGUGGCGUUACGUGGGCCCUGUUGGACUACGUGUACACGAAGAAAUUCAGCUUGGUUGGCUUCUGCUCCGGCAUCAUCUCUGGUCUCGUCGGUAUCACUCCGGCAGCUGGAUUCGUCCUUGUAUACGUCUCACCUCUUGUCGGAAUUAUUACCGCUGUCGCCUGCUUCUACUCAGUCCGAUACAAACACCUUCUCCGCGUCGACGACGGCCUCGAUAUCUUUGCCAUCCACGGUAUCGGUGGGUAUGUCGGCGAUAUCCUGACCGGCCUAUUUGCUCACAAAAUGGUGCCGGCUCUCGACGGGGUAAGCGGGGAUACAUACAAGGGUGGCUGGUGGAAUGGGCACUUUAGGCAACUCGGUUUGCAGUUGGCAGGCGCGACGACUUGCGCUGCUUGGUCAUUCUUCGUUUCUUGCAUCCUGUUGUUCCUCAUCAACAAAAUUCCAGGCAUGCACCUGCGUGCUACUGAGGAAGACGAGUUGCGGGGCCUUGAUUUUGCGUACAUUGAAGACGUCGUCUCGGAUUACGACGAUGGUAACAUGCUCAUCCAUAACGGCCAGGUGGUGGAGACGCCUACUCCGGCCAGCUUUUCUAAAAGUUCCUAG